AUGAAGGAAGUCAAAUUCCACACCUCAGCCUUACAGGCAGCCUAUGACAGUCUGUGCGGUGAAACAGGGACCUCAGCUGUUCCUUACUUCCUGAUAAAGUACACAGGGGAUACCGUCCAGGUGGCCCAGCUACGAGACUGGGACAGCUUCAACACUGAUCUCAACAAGGUAACCGUGGGUGUGUAUGACCCCUGCACUCUGCCCCAGCAUCCUGGAUGGCCUCUGAGGAAUCUGCUGUUUCUCCUAGCCACGUGUCCAAAGAAUGUAGGAUGGGAGAAGAACCCUAAAGGAGCCAUGGGACCCCGGAUGGUCAACCUCAGUGAAUGUAUGGACCCAAAGAGACUUGCAGAGUCCUCGGUGGAUCUCAACCUGAAGUUGAUGCGCUGGAGGCUGGUACCUUCUCUGAAUCUAGACAAAGUGACUUCUACUAAGUGUCUGCUGCUGGGAGCUGGUACCCUGGGCUGCAACGUAGCCAGGACUCUAAUGGUGAGGACCUGCGAUGGUGAGCUGCACACAGUGGACUUCCUCCUAGGGCACACCGGCUCAGUGCUAACAGUAUAA
Messenger RNA from Oncorhynchus gorbuscha (pink salmon), 561 nucleotides. Its product is annotated as ubiquitin-like modifier-activating enzyme ATG7. Bases 1 to 561 code for a protein of 186 amino acids. Gene Ontology annotation, molecular function: ubiquitin-like modifier activating enzyme activity. NCBI's taxonomy places the organism in Eukaryota, Metazoa, Chordata, Actinopteri, Salmoniformes, Salmonidae. The transcript is spliced from 6 exons. The record is from RefSeq and is a predicted model, not a curated record.